Messenger RNA from Alternaria postmessia, 1005 nucleotides. It is a transcript of the gene ESF2, whose product is annotated as RNA-binding ATPase activator esf2. NCBI's taxonomy places the organism in Eukaryota, Fungi, Ascomycota, Dothideomycetes, Pleosporales, Pleosporaceae. Gene Ontology annotation, biological process: endonucleolytic cleavage in ITS1 to separate SSU-rRNA from 5.8S rRNA and LSU-rRNA from tricistronic rRNA transcript (SSU-rRNA, 5.8S rRNA, LSU-rRNA); small-subunit processome assembly; endonucleolytic cleavage in 5'-ETS of tricistronic rRNA transcript (SSU-rRNA, 5.8S rRNA, LSU-rRNA). Gene Ontology annotation, cellular component: nucleolus. The transcript has a single exon. The record is from RefSeq and is a predicted model, not a curated record. The coding region runs from base 1 to 1005 and encodes 334 amino acids. Gene Ontology annotation, molecular function: RNA binding.
AUGGCGACACGCAAACGAAACGAAUACCUUGACGUCGAGGAAAGCGAGGAUGAGGAGAGGGGCUACGAUUCCGAAGAAGAGAGCAGAGCGCGCAUGCUCCCGGCAUCAAAGCGACAAAAAGUAGACCACGACUCUGAGGACGAAGAACAAGACGAAGAAGUGGAUGGAGAAGAGGACCAAGGUUCCGGCGAAGACGAGGACGACGAGGACGAGCAACACGCGGCGAAGCGCUUUCCAUCCAAGAACGCCGAACUAGCACAUCUCGAGAAACUUGCUGCAUCUCUUCCCUCAGAACUGAAGCUACAAUCCACAAAGCUUGGAAAAGCCUUACCACCAUCGUCACUCAAGAAAGACAAGUCCGGCGUGAUAUACCUCUCGCGCGUCCCACCCUUCAUGAAACCAGCCGUAAUGCGCUCGCUCUUGACACCAUAUGGCGCUGUGGGCCGCAUUUUCCUGACUCCAGAAACCAGUACCUCCCGUACUCAGCGCCUGCGCAACGGAGGCACGCGUCGCAAACUUUUCCUUGAUGGCUGGGUAGAAUUUAUACACAAGCGCGAUGCCAAAUUCGUCGCCGAGAACUUGAAUGCACAGACAAUGGGGGGUAAGAAGAGGGGCAGGUGGCAUGAUGAAGUGUGGAAUAUCCGAUACUUGAGUGGAGUUAAGUGGCACAAUCUGGUCGAGCAGAUCCAGAAUGAGAACGCAGAGCGUGCGGCAAGACUCAGGUUCGAGAUUGCACAGGGCAAGAAAGAGAACAAGGCAUUCUUGGAGAAUGUGGAGAGAGGCAAGGUUGCUAGUGGAAUUGAGGCUACAAGGCGGAAGAGAGGGGAUGAUGUUGACGGUAAUAAUGCGGCAGUGGAGGCAGCAGAAGCAGUGCAGGAAGCAGAUGGGAAGCCAAAGAGGAGGAAGGGAAGGCUAGAGUUCUCGCAACACACGACUACGAGCAAGGCGAUGAAGAAGCCCGAGCCAGGCCAGGAUGUGAACAGGGUAUUGAGUAGUAUGAUGUAA